Molecule: messenger RNA, 708 nt
Organism: Gopherus evgoodei (Goodes thornscrub tortoise)
Lineage: Eukaryota; Metazoa; Chordata; Testudines; Testudinidae
Gene: NDUFB8
Product: NADH:ubiquinone oxidoreductase subunit B8
Exons: 5
Coding region: 4-576 (190 amino acids)
Biological process (GO): mitochondrial electron transport, NADH to ubiquinone
Cellular component (GO): mitochondrion
Source: RefSeq, a predicted model, not a curated record
CUGAUGGCGGUGGUGGGGGUGCGCGGUGCCCGCUGGCUGCGGGCGGUGACCCUGCUGCGGGCGGCGGGGGGCCGGGCAGCCCCGCUGGGGGCCCGAGCAGCUUCGGGCUUGCCCAAGCACCUGAUGCCUGGACCUUACCCCAAGACCCCAGAGGAAAGGGCAGCUGCUGCAAAGAAAUACAACAUGAGGGUGGAGGACUAUGAGCCAUAUCCGGAUGAUGGCAUGGGGUAUGGUGAUUAUCCCAAACUUCCUGACCGAUCUCAUCAUGAGAGAGACCCCUGGUAUCAGUGGGACUACCCCAGUCUGAGACAAAACUGGGGAGAGCCGAUGCACUGGCACUUUGACAUGUUUCUCCGGACCCGUGUUGACACGUCCCCCACUGUGGUACCGUGGCACACCAUGCGCAAUCACUUCUUACUCUUUAUUGGCUUCAUGCUGUUUAUGUUCUGGCUUGGAGAAAUGUACCCAUCCUACAUGCCUGUGGGACCGAAGCAGUAUCCUUACAAUAACCUGUACCUGGAGCGAGGGGGCGAUCCCAGCAAAGAGCCCCCAGAGGUGAAGAACUAUGAAAUCUGAAAGAUGCAUGGAAAUGUAGCUCUUCUUCUGGGAUAUUUACACUGGGGGUCCUCCAGAGUGUUCACUGCAGGAAGCACUAAUCACUUGUUCUCUUAGACAUUUACUCAUAAUAAAAUAUAUUGUGAAAAAUCU